Messenger RNA from Ochotona curzoniae (black-lipped pika), 2244 nucleotides. It is a transcript of the gene ARHGAP19, whose product is annotated as Rho GTPase activating protein 19. Gene Ontology annotation, biological process: signal transduction; regulation of small GTPase mediated signal transduction. The record is from RefSeq and is a predicted model, not a curated record. Gene Ontology annotation, cellular component: cytoplasm. Lineage: Eukaryota; Metazoa; Chordata; Mammalia; Lagomorpha; Ochotonidae. The coding region runs from base 354 to 1628 and encodes 424 amino acids. The transcript has 11 exons. Gene Ontology annotation, molecular function: GTPase activator activity.
AACCAGUCAGUUGAUCUGGAAAAACAAAAGAUUGGAUACUGUUCCUUGAAAACUUAUGUUACUACUUGCCAAUUCUGAACUGUUUUGGGUAUACAGAACCUGCCAAUUUAGGUUCUUGGCCCACUUACAUCUUCACUUUUAUUGCAACUUGUAUGAUGCCAAUUUCAAUGUGAGAUGCCAUCUGCAGUUUUGUUAUCUGCAAUGAUUCUUCCCUUCGAGGUCAGCCAAUUAUCUUCAAUCCUGACUUUUUUGUGGAGAAACUGCGACAUGAGAAACCAGAGGUGUUCACUGAGUUGGUGGUCAGCAACAUCACAAGGCUUAUCGAUUUACCUGGCACUGAGUUGGCUCAGCUGAUGGGGGAAGUGGACCUGAAGUUGCCUGGUGGGGCUGGUUCAGCAUCGGGAUUCUUCCGGUCCCUGAUGUCUCUCAAGCGCAAGGAGAAAGGAGUGGUAUUUGGAUCCCCACUGACAGAGGAAGGCAUUGCCCAGAUAUACCAACUAAUCGAAUAUCUGCAUAAAAACUUGAGAGUGGAGGGCUUGUUCAGAGUUCCAGGCAACAGUGUCCGACAACAGAUUUUACGGGAUGCACUCAAUACAGGAGCUGAUAUUGACCUAGAAUCAGGGGAGUUCCACUCUAAUGAUGUCGCCACUUUGCUGAAGAUGUUUCUGGGAGAGUUGCCUGAGCCCCUGCUGACACAUAAACAUUUCCAUGCACACCUCAAAAUUGCUGACUUGAUGCAGUUUGAUGACAAAGGCAACAAGACCAACGUGCCAGAUAAGCAGCGGCAAAUUGAGGCUCUGCAGUUACUCUUCCUCAUUCUCCCUCCUCCCAACCGUAAUUUGCUGAAGCUACUGCUUGAUCUCCUGUACCAGACAGCCAAGAAACAGGAUAAGAACAAGAUGUCUGCCUACAACCUUGCUCUUAUGUUUGCACCCCAUGUCCUAUGGCCAAAAAAUGUCACUGCAAAUGACCUUCAGGAGAAUAUCACCAAGCUAAACAAUGGGAUGGCCUUUAUGAUUAAACACUCCCAGAAACUGUUUAAGGCUCCUGCUUAUAUUCGGGAGUGUGCCAGGUUGCAUUAUCUGGGCUCUAGAACCCAAACAUCAAAGGAUGACCUUGAUCUGACAGCGUCAUGUCAUAGUAAAUCCUUCCAGCUAGCGAAGUCUCAGAAACGGAACCAAGUCGAUUCUUGCUCCCAUCAGGAGGAGACCCAGCAGCGGACGGAAGAGGCCCUGAGAGAGCUGUUCCAGCAUGUCCACAACAUGCCUGAGUCCGCCAAGAAGAAGCAGCUUAUUAGACAGUUUAAUAAGCAAUCUUUGACCCAAACACCGGGGCGAGAACCUUCUAGCUCUCGAGUGCAGAAGCGGACCCGUUCACGCUCCUUCAGUGGGCUCAUUAAGAGGAAGGUCCUUGGAAAUCAGACGUCAGAAAACAAGGACAAGUAUGUUACUCCAGAGGCCGUAACCAUGAGCGAGUUGAAGAGAGCCAGUAAGGAGAACAUGAACACAGAUUCCUCUGAAGAAUCCAGAAUUCUGCUAUCGUCCACACAGAAUUUGCUGUCUAGCAGGUCAAGUGUUACUGCCACUCACGGUGGAACUUGGACUGGCAGCUUGCUUGCUGCAUUUUGAUUUGUGAACGUCAACUAAUACCAUGACUGAUACCUCUAACCCCACUCACUGGAUGAUGUGCAAACUGUGCCUUCUGAGAGAGUCUAGGCUGGCUCCCUCUCUAACGUUCUGGAAGCAGCUCAGCCCCAGCCUAUGCAGCACGGUCAGUCAGCAGGCCCUGGCAGGCCCCACUGUUCCUUCACUGUGUAGAGACAGAUUCUAGUUUUUGAAAACAGAAAAUCUGUGCUCAAUGGCCAGUAACCUUUAAAAGAGCAAUAUCAAUUCUACUGGACUGAUUUUAUUUUCGAUUGGUGUUUUGGACUCUAUUUUGAUAGUGUUGUGGCUGUUCAUUGUUUUUGUGUGUGUUUAUAAGCCAUGUUUUGGGUUGCUGGUCUCAGUAGGUUCCAAGCUAGCUGUCUUUGGCCUUUCUCACUUGGGGGUAGGGGAAGCUCUUUGUUUCCUGAGACUGCAUUCCUUCUUAUUCUAUUUAUGUCUAAAGAACUAACAGCUUUUUGGGGGGAAUUUUAAAUUAUUUCUUGGGUCUGAUAUUGUGGCAUAUUUGACCUAUGAUAUUGAAGAAUUCAGAACGACAUACCAUUUUUAACAAAUUUCAGUAAUUAAACUGUUUCCCUUCCUU